AUGGAAGCUGUGGUGCGCUUCUUCUCUUCCCCGCGUUUCGCUGUAGCGGGCGCAAGCAACGAUACAAAUAAAUUUGGAUAUAAGAUCCUCGCAUGGUAUCAUCAACAUUCACUACCGGUGACCCCAGUCAAUCCAAGAGUAGCCCAGAUCUCUUUUCCAUCGCGUGCCUAUUAUACAGUACCUUCUGCUGCUGGACUUCCUUCACCCACUCGGACUUCUUUGUCGGUGGUGACACCUCCAUCAGUAACCCUACAGCUACUGCAAGAAGCUCAUAAAAUUGGCAUCCCUGCAGUCUGGUUGCAACCUGGUACCUUCAACGACCAAGUCCUGGAAUUUGCCUAUGGUCACUUUGAGGCUGUGAUUGCGGGUGAUGGAGGGCGGGGCGGCGAAGGCUGGUGUGUACUUGUUGACGGAGAAGAUGGACUCAAAGCUGCAGGAGUUAAGUGGAUAAGUCGACUUUGA
Molecule: messenger RNA, 462 nt
Organism: Penicillium taxi
Lineage: Eukaryota; Fungi; Ascomycota; Eurotiomycetes; Eurotiales; Aspergillaceae
Product: CoA-binding protein
Exons: 2
Coding region: 1-462 (153 amino acids)
Source: RefSeq, a predicted model, not a curated record